UCUAGCAUGAGUUUUAUUUAAUAAAACGAGAUGAAACUUCACACCUCGACAAAUGAUUGUAUUUACAAAAAUGUGUUGAUCUAUUAUCUUAUAAUAAUAAAAUGACAAUUAGGAACAUUGUCCACAUAUUUUUUGAAUGACCCUCGUACGUAUACAAAUGCAAUUGGAUUUAAUUCAAUAGUUUAAGUACGUGUUAAAAAAUCAAUUGAGAGAAUUUGAUGAUCACCUUUGGGGUACUUCAUUCUUAACAUAUUUAUUGUUUAAAUCAGGUUGCUACCAAGAUUCUGCCAUCAACACUUCUAUAUCCAUUGAAAUGAGAAUUCCUUCUAUUGGAAUGUGUCAGGAACUAUGUUUGGAAAAAGAAAAAAUGUUCUUUGCUGUAAAGAAUUACACUUGUGUAUGCAUUCAAAAAGAGAUACUGCACGGGGUACAUUCCCAUAAUCCAAAAAAGUGUUUCUACAGCUGCAGUACUUAUACAGAUAGGAAGACACUGUAUGAGUGCGGGGGACCAUAUGCAUACAACAUUUAUUUUUCAGUCAAAACGUUUGAAAAAAGCACAGAAAAGAAGGUUGCAAUGUGCAUGGCUCUACAGUGUAGUGAUUCUAAAUAUCUAAGUAGAAAUUGCAGUAUUUCACUCCAAAGUCUUUGCAAGAAUGAAAAAUUGGGUCAAAACAUCGCAAUGCCAUGGAGAAAAUCAAUGGACGAAUGUAAGUUGUCUACAAAUCCUUCAUAUCUCCUCGGAAAUCUAAACUUAUCAGAUGCUGAUUCAGAAUGCAGAAGGCUAAAUCAGAAACAUCUUGGUCUAUCAUGGGUUGGCUUUGCACAGCAAAUAUACACUAGCGUUGAUAAAGGCCAAAUUAUCAAAAAGGAAACAAUCGUACAAUGUCAGAAGUGUAAUCGGAACGGAUGUCAAUAUAUAGACUGUGGAAAUGAAGAACAAUACAAAUGUGUCGAUGUUUUGACAUCGACCCGCAAACCAAUAUCAGACAAUAUUACGAGGCUAUUCGAGUUUAGUUCUUCCAGAGUGGUAGGGAAGCCCACAAAGAUUUACACCAAAGCAAUAUCAUUUGCUAUCUUGACAAAGACAACUUCUUUGCCGAAAACAACAAUAUCACCUUCUACAGAUACAGACACAAGGUUUAAUCUUACUAUUCCCUUCAGUGUUGUUAUUCCUAUUGUCGUGGUUGUUGCAGUCCUGAUUAGUGUGAUCCUUAUAAGACGAAAAAGACACGGCAGAAAAAAGAAAAAUAUCCAUACACAUGAUAGAGGAACAUCUCAACAAGAUGUUACCAAUCACUACUCAAUAGUAGACAAAGCAGGGAAUCAUUUUCAACUUGAAACACAGCCGAAGAACUCCAAAGAUCCUGCUGAUAUUGAACUGCUGAGGUCACAGAAUUCAUAUUUUUAUAAAGAGGAAGGAGUUUAUGAUCAUCUUAGAGAAUCAGAUCGCAGGAGAGAAGAUAAUGAGGUCAUCUAUGAUCACACGAGAUUUGUAGUUGGGGGUGGAGACUGUGAUUAUGAUACUACACAGAGUGUUAAAAAACAGGAAGUGGAAAAUACUUAUGAUUAUACCGAAAUAAUAACUUCUGACGCCGUACAUGCUGACUAUGACCUUCUUACGGAAGGGUCCGGCUAAGCUGGCAGUGAAAACCCCAAGAACAGAUGGAAUGUUCUGUAAUUAUACAUCUCUCAGAGUUGAAUAAACAAAUAAACAAUGAUUACAUACAUGUAAUUGAUCAACAUUUAAAGUGUUCACAGUCUAACAAAUGUUUUUUUUUUAAAUGUCAUUUCUCUUUUUUUAAUAUAUCCCUUGUAUUCGUUUUAUCAAGUCAUUUUUUCAGAUUAUUUCAUGAAACAUUAGCUUCUUUUAAAGGGUUUCUUUCCAGCUAAAGUAUCAUUCAAUCAUGGUUUUGUGUUUGUAUUUUUCUAGAAAUUUUAGUGUAUUUAAAGAGCAUUAAAUUGAAAUCUUUGAAAUUGAAAUGGAAUGAAUAGAAUAUUCAAUGUAAAUAUAUCAAUUAUCAGCUGAAUUAAAUAAAAAAAAAUUACGUUAAUUGGUCAAAUGAAAAUCACUCAACAGACAUUACUGUCAGGAGAUAAAGUGUCAUAUCCUGGGGAUACAUUUCAUACGUUGAUCAUGGAAUCAACAACACACCUACCCCAAAAAAUUCCUGUCGUUUAAUUUUCGUUAUUUUUGUAUAUUUAGUACGUGACUAUAUCUACUGCAUGUGUGCACAUUUUGGACAAAAUCGUUCGAGUGUUUUUUGGACAGGAACUUCCAAAAGUUACCCCCUUUAGUUGUUUACAAGGAGAGAAAAAUUUUAAUCAAUGAACUACUUAAACCUUGAUUUUCAAUAAAGCCAGGUUAGAUAUAAAUGUCAAAUUUCACUGCCUUAUUCCUGUAACCAUUUAACAUAAAAACAUAGUCAUUUUUUUAAUAUAUAUAUAUCAGCAAAACAAUUUUUAAAAACCUUAAACUGAAUAACUAUGAAUUAUCUAAGCCAUGAAAAGUGUGUAUUUUUCAAAUUCAAGAUUUUUUUGUGAAAAAACCUGUCCUUUUAUUUUGGUAAAAAACUUUCUUUAGGUGGCUGGUAGUAAAAAUAAUCUUUAUAAUUUUUUGUAGAAUUUUUGAACGACCAGUUUUGAUUUAAUAGCGGAAAAUUUCCCCCACCCCCUUUCUUAAUAAAUCACAUUCCCGCGCGUCUUUCAGACGGGGGACGAUCACUUUGCUAUGAAUCUAUAGAUACACAUUUUUAAAAAAUCAAUUUGGAAUAUUGCUUUUGCAUCAAAAACAUAUUAACUUACAAAUUUAAAAGUUCUCAUAUGUAAAGCGUAUUUAAAUGUAUAUUUUAAGGCAUUUUUUUAAUACCCCUACCACCCCCACCCCUUCCUUUUUUGCGUCGCAGACCAUUAGCUUUUGACGAAACUUCGUUUACAGUGCAAAUUAUACUAGUAUUUCGUCAUUUGAAUCCCGGAGGUAUGCAUUAGUUUUUAAAUUCAUGAAUGCAGAAGAAAUAUUGACUACUGUUUUUAUAUUUAUCAGGAAAAAAAUUACUGAAGGAUUUUAGUGUUUAGUCCAUAGGCCUAUAUGUAUGCGUUAUGCAUUCCAUAUCACAUGAAACCUGGAUACGAAUUCAAGUUAUGUUGAACUUGAAUAUGUUGAUUUUUAAACUUAUCUCUUUGAUUUUAUUUAUUAAAAAAAUGGUGUAUGUUCACCUCUCAUGUGGUAUAAAUGGAAUAAUUGUAGUUUCUUUCAUGUCAUUAUUUCAAACGAGACAGUAUGUGGCCGUGGGGAUACAUCGACAUUUGCAUAGAUGUACACCCCUCAUAUUGUACGCAUUCUUUCAAUGUUGUGCUUUUAAAAUGAAAAUUCCGUAUUCGUCCACAUUAACUCUUCGUCUAAUUCAAUUCAUAUCAAAUCGCACAUUGAUAUUUUUAAAAAUCUUAUAGGCAACGUUUUGUUUUGAUUCGAGGAAAUGCGAACCGACAUUGUUGACAGGACAGAAAGUCAAACGAUUUGCUGCAAUAGGAUAUUCAUAAAUGCAGAUAAUUUCAGUACUAGUGAACAAUUCUUUUCAAUUCUAUACUUACAUUGUGUAUAUGAGCACUAUAGUAUUCAAUUCUCGGAUUUAUCAGGUCUUGCUACAAAUGAAUCUGAUUCUGUGGAAAACCGUGAAUAAAGGGAGGAAAACAAACAUCUCCUACAUUUUCAGAGUUGUUCCUCUUUGAUCAGUAAGGGUCCGAGCACAACAUCGAUUUUACAUUGUAAAAAGUUUUUUGUUUGUUUAUUGUUUUAUUUAAUUAAAGAAGAAAAACAAUAUCUUUAUCGUAAAUGCACAAAUUGUAAUGAAGACCAUUAAUCGGAAUGUUAUAUAGCCAAUUGUACAUAAUAAGAAUUUCGGCAAUGUACAAUAAAAUUUUCAGAAUAAAAAAAAAAUGCUGCGCUUUGAUCAAGAUUACAAUUUAUUGUAUAUGAAAUGAAAUGAAAUAAACAUUUAUGAAUGGUAUUUCAUGUCUUGCUUUUUACGGAGUUUAAUCGGGUUAAUUAAAAAAUAAUUAUUGAUUGAGUAUGGUACACAUAAUCACAGCCAAGCCCCGUAUCCCAUUUUUCUUUUAUGAUUGAUAUACAUGUACAUCGGGAUCGUUUUACUCGUCAUUUUGACGCUUUAUUUUUGAUGUUAAUUUGACGUCACGUCAAACGUUCAAUUGAAAUCGCAAGAGUUAUCUCCCCCAGUGUGUUGUACGUCUUUAAAAUAUGGUUUCCAUGAUAAAUGUAAAAAUUAAAGAAUUUCAAAAAAAUCAUGGGAUUAUCUUCCGGAAAUACAAUUGGUAAAGUGUAUGAUAAUCACAGCAUUAUCUGCGAAAAUAAAAAUUAAAUUAGGUCAAAAUUAUCAUUUUUAGAUAUCAAACAAAUUUGUUUAAAUUUUGAUGCAUGUGUAUAAAUCAUAUUCUUGAUUACAUUUACCAAGUAGUAUUAAAUGUAUGUACAGUGCUUGAUUGCUAAGUGUGGUAUUGGUAAUAAUUAUAUGGAAAAAAAUAAAAUUGAAAAUAUGCUGAAGAUUACAACUAUGUUUCUAAAUAUAUUCAAUAAGAAAUUUCAAAUCUUCUAUUAAUUUUUUUUUAAGAAAUAUGCCUUAUGGCUAAAUAAUAUGCAAUCAAUGAGAAGAAUUAUACAGUUUACUUUAUUCUUCUUGUGCAAUAUUGGCCGACAUUUUAUAAAUUUGAUUCAAAAUUUCAAAGUUUAUUUUUUUGGCAACUGAAUGUACGUUUAAGAAUUCAUGCUUUAAAGAGAUGAAUGAUUGAAUUUCAUGUUUACAGAAUUUUGUUAUUAUAUUUGAACCAAGUAAAAAAAAUGUAUGAUUACCGACAGAGAUUAUACAAACGAUGUGAUGUUCUUAAUAGCUGUGAUUGUAAAUAGUCUGCAAAUGAUUGGAAAUAUCAAUAAACGAAUGUCAUUCUGAGUUCUACGAAAUAUAGAAAAGUGACUAUCAAAUCUAUCUUGAUAUAAAAAUAUGGUCAAUAUAGCUUGCAGCUUUGUAGUAAUUUUGUUUUUAAUUAAGAUAUGAUAUGUCGGUCAUUGAUACAUAUUUGAAUGAUGAAAAUACUUAGAAU
Molecule: messenger RNA, 5109 nt
Organism: Saccostrea cuccullata (small rock oyster)
Lineage: Eukaryota; Metazoa; Mollusca; Bivalvia; Ostreida; Ostreidae
Exons: 8
Coding region: 314-1636 (440 amino acids)
Source: RefSeq, a predicted model, not a curated record